UUCAAAACAAAAACAAUACAGAAAGUACAUGAUUGAAAGAUGGAAAGAAGGUAUGGACCUUACACAGUUGCUUGACAGAAAAGAAGAAGGUAUUGACCCUGUUCAAUUGCUUCCUGAUGAAGUUAUCGAAACUCUAUUUGGGUUUUUGGAUGUUGCCGACUUCUGUCGCAUUGCAUGCUGCAACAAAGUAUGGAGGCAUCACACGAAUUUAGAUAUACACUGGCUACAUUUCUGUCAGAGGAAUCGAUGGGAGAAAUAUGGAAAAGACGUAAAUCUUACUGAACUAAAGCCAUUCAGUUCCUGUGUGCCGAGCACAUCCAAGACCUCACCAACAUUUGUCUUUACGGAUGAUCCGUCAGGGAGUUUGGAACCAGUUUGCAAGUGGAAAGGUAUUUACAUGAGGGCACAUCAUUUAACAAUGAACUGGAGACAUGGGAAGUACUUUGUAGCACCACCAUUAAGAGGUCAUCAAGACCGGGUUACCUGUUUGGAUUGUAAUGGUACAAGACAAAGAACAAUAAGUUGUCAUGACAAUGCUGGUGUCUACUACGAUGUUAAACGAUGCGGUGAGUCUGAUGUGGCAUCAAUGGAGGAUUGCGAGGUUGAAUGUACACAGGAUUGUGUUUUAGGACGCUAUGGCAGUUGGUCUGAUUGCAACGAGCAGUGUGGAAUGGAUGGGCACAAGUUCAGAGAGCGUGUGAUUCUGAUGGAGAGUAGAGGACUGGGUAGAAAUUGUCCUAAGAACUCUCAUUCUCUUGUACAGAAUACGAGUAUGGUGACUCCGAAAAAUGACGGACGUGAGGCCAUAGUUGAUUCUACGUUUUGUUCUUUAUUGGAACAUUGUCAAGAAUGA
Molecule: messenger RNA, 853 nt
Organism: Anneissia japonica
Lineage: Eukaryota; Metazoa; Echinodermata; Crinoidea; Comatulida; Comatulidae
Product: probable E3 ubiquitin ligase complex SCF subunit sconB
Exons: 5
Coding region: 29-853 (274 amino acids)
Molecular function (GO): protein binding
Source: RefSeq, a predicted model, not a curated record